Molecule: messenger RNA, 6181 nt
Organism: Apodemus sylvaticus (European woodmouse)
Lineage: Eukaryota; Metazoa; Chordata; Mammalia; Rodentia; Muridae
Gene: Rreb1
Product: ras responsive element binding protein 1
Exons: 13
Coding region: 579-5819 (1746 amino acids)
Biological process (GO): regulation of transcription by RNA polymerase II
Cellular component (GO): nucleus
Molecular function (GO): RNA polymerase II cis-regulatory region sequence-specific DNA binding; DNA-binding transcription activator activity, RNA polymerase II-specific
Source: RefSeq, a predicted model, not a curated record
GUGGGUCGGAAUUGCGCUCAGCUGUAGCGGCCGAGACCCUUCCCCUCUGGCUGCCGGGCCCGCCCCUGGCCCCGGGCGCCUAGGGAGGGCGUGGGGCAAACUUGGUGCUGCUGUAGGGGGUGAGGUGGGGACUCCACCUCCACUCAUCCCGGGAUAGUGGCAACUGCGGUUGCCUAGCUAAAACUGGGGCGGGGGUGACGACAGGGACAGCCGGGUACCGCGGUCCUCCCGACUCCCCCAGCUCGUUCAGCCGCGGCUGCUGCGGCAGCUCUGUAACACGUCCCCAGGAGACUCGCAGGAGCAACACGUGAUGUGUCUACUUAUCAGGGUUGUUCCAACUCUGUGCUCCAGAAGUGGUGGCUUUAAGGUGUGACCCUGUCCACAUUUGGGACCAGUCCUCGUCAGCUCCUCAACAUAACAAAGAAAACAGUGUAAAGGAGUGAUACCAAGGCAAGAAAAGGGCUCAGCAGAGCCAUUCCUGCUCCGUGUGUAUGACAGCCUCAGCAAGGGACUAUCACUUGGGGCAGAAAAUGGAGUUCUAUAGCAGAGACGUCUUAGAAGCAUAAAAACCUGUCUCGAUGACGUCAAAUUCACCCAUUGGUUUGGAAGGCUCAGACCUGUCUUCCAUCAACACCAUGAUGUCAGCAGUAAUGAGCGCAGCCAGUGUCACUGAGAAUGGCGGGAGCCCCCAGGGCAUCAAGUCCCCCAUGAAGCCUCCAGGACCAAAUCGGAUUGGCAGAAGGAACCAGGAAACGAAAGAGGAGAAGUCUUCCUACAACUGUCCCCUGUGUGAAAAGAUCUGCACCACCCAGCACCAGCUGACCACGCACAUCCGUCAGCACAACACAGACACUGGAGGAGCUGACCACUCAUGCAGCAUCUGUGGGAAGUCACUGAGCUCUGCCAGCUCCCUGGAUCGUCACAUGCUGGUGCACUCUGGCGAGAGGCCUUACAAGUGUACGGUGUGCGGUCAGUCUUUCACCACCAAUGGGAACAUGCACAGACAUAUGAAGAUUCAUGAGAAGGAUACCAACAGCACUACAGCUGCAGCCCCUCCAUCCCCUCUGAAGCGUAGGCGGUUGUCCUCCAAAAGGAAACUGAGUCACGAUGCAGAGUCAGAAGACCCAGGACCAGCUAAAAAGAUGGUAGAAGAUGGGCAUUCGGGUGAUUUGGACAAGAUGACCGAUGAAAUCUUUCACUGCCCAGUGUGUUUCAAGGAGUUUGUUUGCAAGUACGGACUGGAGACCCACAUGGAGACCCAUUCAGAUAACCCAUUAAGGUGUGACAUUUGCUGUGUCACCUUCCGCACACACCGAGGACUGCUGCGCCACAAUGCCCUUGUCCACAAGCAGCUUCCCAGAGAUGCCAUGGGAAGACCUUUUAUCCAGAACAAUCCUUCAAUUCCUGCUGGCUUCCAUGAUUUAGGAUUUACUGACUUCUCCUGUAGGAAGUUUCCUCGAAUCUCUCAGGCCUGGUGUGAAACAAACCUGCGACGAUGCAUCAGCGAGCAGCACCGGUUUGUGUGUGACACCUGCGACAAGGCGUUCCCCAUGCUGUCUUCACUCAUCCUGCACAGGCAGACCCACAUCACUGCUGACCAGGGACGGGAGAAGCUCCAGACCCAGACCCUGGCUGCUGAGGCCUUGGAACAGAAGGCCUUCCUGGCCUUCCUGGGCCUGCAGCACACCAAAGAUGUCAAGCCUGCGCCUGCUGAGGAGUUCCUGCUGGACGACAACCAAGCAAUACAGCUCCAGACCCUCAAGUGUCAGCUACCUCAAGACCCUGGCUGCCCCAGUGUGAUGGCUCUGUCUUCUUUUGAAGCUGCUUCUUUAGGUGGUUCUCUGACAGUCCUCCCAGUUACCAAGGAGAAUAUGAAGCAUCUGUCCCUGCAGCCCUUCCAGAAGGGCUUCAUCAUCCAGCCAGACAGUAGUAUUGUGGUGAAGCCUAUUUCAGGAGAGUCGGCCAUUGAGCUGGCAGAUAUCCAACAGAUUCUAAAGAUGGCAGCUUCCGCUCCGCCACAGAUCAGUCUUCCGACACUUUCCAAGGCUCCUGCCACCCCACUGCAGGCAAUUUUCAAGCAUAUGCCUCCUUUGAAGCCAAAGCCCUUGGUCACACCCCGGACAAUGGUGGCCGCCUCUACACCCCCGCCUCUCAUCAAUACACAGCAGGCAUCCCCAGGUUGUGUCAGCCCUAGCCUUCCUCCACAGUCCCUUAAGUUCCUCAAGGGGUCAGUCGAGGCAGUGUCCAGUGCCCACCUGCUGCAGUCCAAGUCUGGGAUCCAGCCAAACACGCCCACGCAGCUCUUCCCGCAGCAGCCUGGAGUGCAGUUGCCAGGCCAGCCCGAGAUGAAGACACAGCUGGAACAGGACAGCAUCAUUGAGGCCCUGCUGCCCCUCAACAUGGAGGCGAAGAUCAAGCAGGAAAUAACCGAAGGCGACCUCAAGGCCAUCAUGGCAGGUCCCAGUGGCAAGAAGACCCCAGCCAUGCGCAAGGUGCUCUACCCCUGCCGCUUCUGCAACCAGGUGUUUGCUUUCUCUGGAGUUCUGCGAGCCCACGUUCGCUCCCACCUGGGCAUCUCACCCUACCAAUGCAACAUCUGCGACUAUAUUGCCGCCGACAAAGCCGCUCUUAUCCGUCACCUCCGCACACACAGCGGGGAGCGGCCGUACAUCUGUAAGAUCUGCCACUACCCGUUCACAGUCAAAGCCAACUGCGAGCGGCACCUGCGCAAGAAGCACCUCAAGGCCACCAGAAAGGACAUUGAGAAGAACAUAGAGUAUGUGAGCAGCACCACAGCAGAGCUGGUGGAUGCCUUCUGCUCCCCAGAGACCGUGUGCCGACUGUGCGGAGAGGACCUGAAGCACUACCGCGCUCUGCGCAUCCACAUGCGCACACACUGCAGCCAGGGCCUGGGCGGCUGCCACAAAGGCCGGAAGCCCUUUGAGUGCAAGGAAUGCAACGCCGCCUUCGCAGCCAAGCGCAACUGCAUCCAUCACAUCCUCAAGCAGCACCUGCACGUGCCGGAGAAGGACAUUGAGAGCUAUGUGCUUGUCACAGACAGCGGCCUUGGCCCCGCAGACACGCCCGCAGACGCCUCUUCCAGAGAGGAGAGCAGCUGUGUCACUUUUGCUGAGUGCAAGCCCCUCACCACGUUCCUGGAGCCCCAAAAUGGCUUCCUUCACUCGAGCCCCACCCAGCCCCUGCCUCCCCACAUCUCUGUCAAGUUGGAGCCAGCCAGCAGCUUGGCCAUGGACUUCAACGAACCCCUUGACUUUUCGCAGAAAGGCCUGGCACUGGUCCAAGUGAAGCAGGAAAAUAUGUCCUCCUUGCUGAACUCUUCCUCCUCCGCCGCCCUCUACGACUGCUCCAUGGAGCCCAUUGACCUGUCCAUCCCCAAGAACGUCAAGAAAGGAGACAAGGACACAGUUGUUCCCAGCGACGCCAAGAAACCGGAACCGGAAGCUGGGAACGCUGAGCAGCUCUCUGCCUCCGCACCACCCUGCUCUACCUUGUCCGUGACUGUGGAGCCCAAAGGGAGCCUGGAAACGCCCUCAGGCACUGUGGUGGCCGUCACCACGGCUGCCAAGCUGGAAGCCCACACUCAGCCCCUCCAGGGCUCUGUGCAGCUGGCUGUGCCCUUCUACCCCUCAGCGCUCGUCAGCAACUCUCCCCUCUUGGGCAACUCUGCCGCCCUCUUGAACAACCCAGCCUUGCUUCGGCCCUUACGGCCAAAGCCUCCCCUCCUCUUGCCAAAGCCCUCAAUGACAGAGGAGCUGCCACCACUGGCCUCCAUUGCCCAAAUCAUCUCUUCUGUGUCCUCAGCCCCUACUCUGCUGAAAACGAAGGUAGCCGACCCAGGGCCAUCGAUCACCAGCAGUAACACUGUGGCCACAGAUAGCCCAGGAAACUCCGUCCCCAAAGCCACCAUUACUCCCACUGAUGUCACCAGCUCUAAAGAAUCCAGUGACCCACCCCCUACAGCCAGCAGCCCCGAGGAAGCCUUGCCUACUGACCAAGGGCCAGCAGCCUCAUCGAGGAAGAGGGGUAGGAAGAGGGCAACGAGAAACCGGCCCCUCCCCAACAGCAGUGCUGUGGACCUGGACUCCAGUGGGGAGUUUGCUAGCAUCGAGAAGAUGCUGGCCACCACAGAUACCAACAAGUUCAGUCCCUUUCUGCAGACAGCAGAGGAUGACACUCAGGAAGAGGUGGCUGGAGCCCCUGCCGACCACCAUGGCCCCACUGAUGAGGAGCAAGGUAUCCCUGCCGAAGACAGGCUGCUGAGAGCAAAGCGGAACUCCUAUGCCAACUGCCUGCAGAAGAUCAACUGUCCCCACUGUCCCCGGGUCUUCCCUUGGGCCAGCUCCCUCCAGAGGCACAUGCUUACACACACUGGUCAGAAACCCUUCCCUUGUCAAAAAUGCGAUGCCUUCUUUUCUACCAAAUCUAACUGUGAACGUCACCAGUUGCGCAAACACGGAGUUACCACCUGCUCCCUGAGAAGAAACGGGCUUAUUCCCCCAAAAGAGGGUGAUGUUGGAUCCCAUGAUAGCACAGACAGCCAGUCAGACACAGACACAUUGACCACCCCAGGUGAGGUGCUGGAUCUCACAGCACAGGAUAAAGAACAGCCACCAUCAGGGGGAGCCAGUGAGCUCAGCCCAGCUCCGCAGGACAUUACCGAUAAAGAGGCCAAAGCAGAAGCAGCACCCCCUGAGAAGGAGGAAGAAAAGGAAACAGAGGAGAACCCAGAGCCAGAGGAAGAGAGUCACACGGAAGAGAGCGCCAGGGAUGCGGAUGCCCCAGAGGAAGACACGGCCAGCAACCAGAGCCUGGAUCUUGAUUUUGCCACCAAGCUGAUGGACUUCAAGCUGGCAGAGAGUGAGGCAGGCACCGUGGACAGCCAGGGCCCGGGCCAGCAGGAGCCGAAGCACACCUGCGAUACCUGUGGAAAGAGCUUCAAGUUCCUGGGCACCCUAAGUCGCCACAGGAAGGCACACAGCUGCCAGGAGCUGAAGGAGGAGGCAGCGGCACCUUCGCUGGAGAACGAAAGCGUUGGCAGAGCGGUUGAGGGGCCCUCGCCUUCCCCUAAGCCUGAAGAGAAGCCUGCCGAAUCCCCAGCAGUAGGUCCAACACUAGGCACCAGGGAGGACUCAGUGGAGAAACAGAAUGAAGAAACAGAGGGUCCCUCUGAUGGGAAAGGUACGGCUGAGAAGAGGGGUGACGGUGGCAAAAGACCAAAGACAGACUCCCCCAAAAGCAUGGCCAGUAAGGCAGACAAGAGGAAGAAGGUUUGCAGUAUAUGCAACAAGCGGUUCUGGUCCCUGCAGGACCUCACCCGGCACAUGAGGUCACACACAGGGGAACGGCCAUACAAAUGUCAGACCUGUGGGCGAACCUUCACCUUAAAGCACAGCCUCGUUCGACACCAGAGGAUCCACCAGAAAGCCAGGCACAGCAAGCACCAUGGGAAGGACAGCAGCAAGGAUGAGCAGGUUGAGGAGGACAGCGAGGACGAGUCCACCCACAGUGCUAACAACCCUGCCUCGGAGAACGAGGCCGACUCGGCUCCUAGCACCAGCAACCAUGUGGCUGUCACCAGGAGCCGGAAAGAGAGCUUGGGCCAUUCUGGGAAAGAGGAGAAAACCGCAGCGGAGCAGGCAGCUGAGCCCAGUGCCCCCAAAGAGCAGGCGUCACCAGGUGAAACAGACCCCCAGAGCCCAGCAGCCACUGUGCAAGACUUGCUGGAGCUGUGUGGCAAGAGGCCUGCCCCAAUCCAGGCGGCCACCGACGGUGCCUCGCAGCUCUUGGGCACCGAAUGACGGCCUGCCUUGUCUCCAUCAUCACUCAGACAGAGCCAGCAGAGUAUCCCGAUGUAGAUUUCACAAGGUUUUCUCAGCAUCCUUCAGCUGUCUGUGGAGAGAGAGGAAAGAGGGCGAGAGAGAGGCAGCAGGCCUGUGGCCAACCGUCCUGUGCCAUAGCCUUACACGUGACCCGGCCCCAGGGCAGCCGGCCCCAGGGCAGCCGGCUCCAGUGCCUUAACUACUUAUGGGUCCUCCCACGUCAUCGUGGGGGUCACCCCUCCAAAAAAGAAAAAAAGAAAAAAACAGACGUUUUAACAAAACAUAUUUUAAUGAAAUUUUCAGAGGACCUUUUCAUUUAAGCAUUAACAUUACCUUUUGUA